UGAGAAGUGAAGCUGAAGACUAAAAUAUUGUUUUUCUUCUUCUUCUCCUCCUCCUCCUUCUUCUUCCGUUUUUAAGCACAGAAAGCGAAGCUUCUCUUUCCAUCAUUAUUACUAUUCACCUUCUUUGCCUCACUUUUCUCACACUCCCUCGCUGCUCUUCUCGCCUCUGUUUCUUUCUCAUUUCUUAUAAAAACACAUUUUCAUACAAAUACGAACACACUUUCACAGAGACUCGAAACAAAAGUUGAAAAAUGGAGUUUGAUCUUGAGAACACUAUGACAAGCUUGGAAGAACAACAAUUUGAUACAGUCCCAAAUCUCUUUGCCUCUGAAUCUGAUCACAUGCCUUCAAGAAAUCUCCUACACUGCUUGAAAACCUCUGGUUUCUAUGUCUCCUUUCGUCAAGAAGCCAUUUCUCUCAUUUUACAGGCACAAUAUUCUUGCAACCAUGACGCCUUCAUACCUUACCUUGCUGUUAAUUACAUGGAUCGAUUCAUUUCCAAACAAGAAAUUCCGCAAGGGAAGCCAUGGAUUAUUAGACUUCUAGUAAUCUCUUGCCUUUCUCUAGCUGCAAAGAUGAAGAACGCCCACUUCUCAGUCUCUGAUUUUCAGGGAGAGGAAGCUGGUUUCAUCUUUGACACACAAACCAUUAAUCGCAUGGAACUUCUCAUUCUUGAUGCCUUGAAUUGGAGAAUGAGAUCGAUUACACCUUUCUCCUUUGUGCAUUUCUUUAUUUCUGUACUUGAACUCAAAGAUCCAUCAACCUCACAACCUCUCAAAGACAGAGCUACAGAGAUUAUUUUUAAGGCUCAAAAUGAAAUCAAGUUUCUAGAGUUCAAGCCAUCUAUUGUUGCAGCAUCAGCCCUUCUUGUAGCAUCCAAUGAACUACUCCCAUUGCAAUUCCCUUUGUUCAAGUGCUCAUUCUCCUCCUGUGCAUUUGUAAAUAAAGAGAAGCUGUUGAGCUGCUUUAAUGCAGUGCAAGAAAUGGUGGAGAUGGAAUGGUACGAGUCAAUGUUGGAUACAAUGUCAUGCACAAGAACCCCAUUGAGCGUGCUAGAUAGGCUUUGUACAAAAUCAGAAAGUGAGACCACUAGCACCACCAGCAUCACCAAUGGCAGUACAGUGCCCGAGAUCAAGCGGCGAAGAUUGAAUGGCCACAGCAGCAAGUGAUGGCAAUAUUUUGUUUCAGUUUUUCUUAGUUCUGAUAAUAUUGGGACUCUGUAAUCGGUCCAUAUCUCUUAGCAUCAUCAAUGUCGCCAUCACAACAGAAACCCCCCCCCCCCCCAAAAAAAAAAAAAAAGCCAAAAGAAAAGAAAGAGCUAUGUUUUCAAGCAAAGAAACUCAUUGCUAUCUCAGUUGGUUGUGUCAAAAAAAAAAAAAAAGGAAAAAAUUAUUGCUCCUGCUUGCAAUAUUGAGACCAUCUUCUCAAAAAAUAAAAAUAAAAAUAAAAAUCAUUUGGUUU
Molecule: messenger RNA, 1461 nt
Organism: Populus euphratica (Euphrates poplar)
Lineage: Eukaryota; Viridiplantae; Streptophyta; Magnoliopsida; Malpighiales; Salicaceae
Product: putative cyclin-D6-1
Exons: 6
Coding region: 252-1169 (305 amino acids)
Source: RefSeq, a predicted model, not a curated record